AAGCGAAAACAAAAAAAAAUGCCUUAAAACAUUUGAAGAAGCAAAACGAAGAAACAGUGAGAGAGAUAGAAAUGGCGAGCUUAACUAGUAAUAAGCCUAGAAAUUUUGGUGCGUAUAGUCACUACGCUACUCCCUGCACUCGCACGCACCAGAUUGGAGCUCUUUUUCUCGUCGUCUCUACCUUCUUCGUCACUAGGCUUUUCGAUCAGUGGUUCUCGGAAUCCAAUUCCGUUACUCCGGUGAUUGAUCUCCGUCGUACUUCUUCUUCUUACGGAAUCAAAACUGAUAACGGUAUUAUACGGUGGCCGGAGCGAGGUUAUGGGUCUCACCUCUCGCUGAAGAUCUACGUUUAUGAUGAGAAUGAGAUCGACGGUCUUAAAGAGCUGUUGUACGGUAGGGAUGGUAGUGUUAAGACCACCGCAUGCUUGAAAGGUCAAUGGGGAUCUCAGGUUAAAAUUCACAAGUUGCUUUUGGAGUCCAAAUUUAGGACGAUUAAGAAAGAUGAAGCGGAUUUGUUCUUUGUGCCAGCUUAUGUUAAAUGUGUGAGAAUGUUGGGAGGUCUUAAUGACAAGGAGAUCAAUCAGACCUAUGUCAAGGUUUUGAGUCAAAUGCCGUAUUUCCGAAGAUCUGGUGGUCGUGAUCAUAUAUUUGUUUUUCCGAGUGGUGCUGGAGCUCACUUGUUUAGAUCCUGGUCAACAUUUAUCAACCGCUCUAUUAUCCUCACUCCCGAGGCUGACCGGACUGACAAGAAAGACACAACUGCCUUUAAUUCAUGGAAAGAUAUAAUCAUACCAGGAAACGUCGAUGAUGCUAUGACUAAAAAUGGACAACCUGAUGUUCAGCCUUUGCCUCUGUCAAAGAGGAAGUAUUUAGCAAAUUAUUUAGGUCGUGCACAAGGGAAGGCUGGUCGACUUAAAUUGAUUGACCUAUCAAAGCAAUUUCCAGAUAAGCUAGAAUGUCCAGAUUUGAAGUUUAGCGGAACUGAAAAGUUUGGAAGGACAACAUAUUUUGAACAUCUGAGGAAUGCCAAGUUCUGCCUCGCUCCUCGUGGGGAAUCAUCAUGGACACUUCGCUUUUAUGAAUCAUUCUUUGUGGAAUGUGUCCCGGUUCUUUUAUCUGACCACGCCGAGCUGCCUUUCCAGAAUGUUAUCGACUAUGCCCAAGUAUCGAUCAAAUGGCCAUCAACUCGAAUAGGCUCAGAGUUUCUUGAUUACUUAGCUUCAAUAUCAGGUAACAUUAAGUUACUUCAGAACCGCUUUCUCUUCGCCAAUAUCAAUGGAUUUGCUCAGAUUCUUGAGAUUUAAGAACUUCUUCCCGGCUUGUCUUUCAGAUAGAGACAUAGAAGGAAUGAUAGCCCGAGGUCGGAAGAUUAGAUGUUUGUUUGUGUACGGUCCAGAUUCCGCACCCUGCAGUGCGGUUAAAGGGAUUCUAUGGGAGCUUCAACGCAAAGUUAGACAUUUCCAGCAAUCGACUGAGACGUUUUGGCUGCACAAUGGCAGUUUUGUGAAUAGAGAACUGGUCCAGUUCAGUAGCUGGAGACCUCCUAUGCCUCUACCUUGACCGGUUUCAACAUUCCACUAGAAUAUCUUGUGUUUACGAAACAAAAUGAAUGAUACAUUUGAGUACAGUUUUUUUGUGAACUUGAUUUUUUUGUACAUAUCACUCUUCAGUGGAAUUUGUUUGACUAAAA
Molecule: messenger RNA, 1690 nt
Organism: Arabidopsis thaliana (thale cress)
Lineage: Eukaryota; Viridiplantae; Streptophyta; Magnoliopsida; Brassicales; Brassicaceae
Product: Exostosin family protein
Exons: 7
Coding region: 72-1304 (410 amino acids)
Biological process (GO): glycoprotein biosynthetic process
Cellular component (GO): Golgi membrane
Molecular function (GO): glycosyltransferase activity
Source: RefSeq, marked reviewed